AUGGCUGUUGAGGAAAGAGUUAAUCAUAAACACUGCUUCUUUUCAAUUACAGAUUUCAUAGUAGUAGUAGCAUCGUGUGUAGUGCUUUCUAUUGGUUCAGAGGGACAGGUAUUUGCAACAUCUGCUAUCAGGGGUGUUCGAUUUCUACAGAUUUUACGUAUGUUACAUGUAGACAGACAGGGUGGAACAUGGAGGUUAUUAGGUUCUGUGAUAUAUCUUCAUAGACAGGAGUUAAUAACAACAUUGUAUAUAGGUUUCCUUGGCCUUAUAUUCUCCUCAUAUUUUGUAUAUUUGGCUGAGAGAGAGGAUGGAAAGGCAGAUUUUGCCAGCUAUGCAGAUGCUUUGUGGUGGGGAGUGAUAACUGUAAUGACUAUAGGCUAUGGUGAUAAAGUACCACAAACAUGGAUGGGGAAAAUAGUUGCUUCAUGUUUUGCUGUUUUUGCAAUUUCCUUUUUUGCUCUUCCAGCAGGUAUUCUCGGUUCUGGGUUUGCCUUAAAAGUACAACAAAAACAGAGACAGAAACAUUUUAAUCGACAAAUUCCAGCUGCAGCAACAUUAAUACAGUGUUUAUGGAGAUGUUAUGCUGCAGAUUCAUCAUCCAAAUCUGAAGCAACAUGGAAAAUACACAUUCAUGAUCCAACUUCAGAGGAGACAGUAUUAGCCAGGGUUGCUCGAAGAGCUAGUUUAACUUUACGAAAGAGAAGAAUGUCACGAUUAGAUUCAGCAGUUACUAAUCAUUUUCAUAGAGAAAGUGUAUCCUCCAUAUCUUACAAUGAUAAUGAUAAAUCAGGAUCAGUUACACCUAAAGGUAGUAGAAAAGAUAGUCAUCGUGCUAGUAUAUGCGGUGGUACUAAUGAACAAUUUGUAGAUGAUACAGAUUAUGAUGGAGAUGAAACAGAAAGGGUUGCAUUAUUAACAGAAGCACAUAAAACUGCUAUCAGAGUUAUUAGAAAAAUCAAAUAUUUUGUAGCCAGGAGAAAAUUUCAGCAAGCAAGAAAACCAUAUGAUGUUCGAGAUGUGAUCGAACAAUACUCUCAGGGUCAUUUAAAUAUGAUGGUUAGAAUCAAAGAAUUACAAAGAAGAUUAGACCAAACACUAGGUAAACCUAGUACCUUAUAUGGUAAUCAUUCCAGAGAUAGAGAGAAAUCUACCAUUAGUGCUCGAAUAGUUAGAGUAGAGAAUCAGAUAUCCAAAUUAGAUCAGAAAAUGGAUCAAGUAUUAAUUUUACUUAAAACUGUUGUUAAAGAUCGACUAACAACAACAACAACAACAACAAUAAUAGCAGAAGAAAAGAAUGCAGGUGAUGUUUGAUGUUGCUUCGUGUUUAUUAUAGUUUUUAUACUAUAAUUUAACUGUGUAUGUAGAAGUUGAAUAAUUCAGAUGGUUGUGACUUGUGGCAUUAGAAAAAUACUCAUAAUUACAGUAUACAUUGUACAUGAUAAAUAAAACUGCAAUAUAAUAUAUAUAUAUCGUAGAUGGUUGGUACAUUAUGUUUGAAGGGUAAGAGGUGUUGGGGGUUGUUUCAUUAAUAACGGAAAAUUAUAGUUUUAAUUAUUACUUAUUAGAUUUUAUCAGGCAAUAAUAUAAUGUAACACAGUUUCAUAUUUGGAAGACAUUUGUGAAGAAGAGGAACAUUGUAUUUUUAAGAGCGUUAUCAUUGAUUGAUGAGUUGAAAGAGAUUUAUGUCCGCGAAAAAACUUAUUAUACUCAUAUCAUUGGCACCAGUAGUGAAAUAGACUACUAAUAUUUGUCUAUCCAUGUAUGUCUAUUUUUGUGUUUUUAUAACUUUUGGUUCUCUUAAACAUACAUUAUGCAAGAGCUAAAUCUACCUAUUGCAGGUCUUUCUUUGGGCCUGAAAUGUUAUAUAAACUAUUAAAUUAGACAUUUAUUAACCUUAAUCAACUCUCGAUGUCAUCUUAUGUGUCGUAUUUUCUCUGGAUUUGAAUCUGAUUUGUUGCUCAACGCUCAUUGAUGAUUUAAUCCAAAAGUGGAAAAUUGAGACUAUGUUUUUUUAUGUACCAACUUUAGUAAUGAUGAUCGAGGCUAAGCCUAAUAUUCAGGCACCAAUAUCUCUGUUCAGAGUGGAGCAAUUUAAGUGAAAUUCUCAGCAUAUUACCUUUACAUUAUCUACCAGCUCUUUAUCUAAUCUCCCAUAAUGCGCCUUUAAUUGAAAGAGAUCAAAACUGAGCUUUAAUUUUCACUAUCAAUUAUAAUAUGCACAAUUUCACAUGCAUAUAUAGCGCAAUCUUCUUUUUUUAAAAUCGUUUCUCAUUCUUGCACAUUGUUAAAAUAAAAACAGUAUAAUGUAAUGGUGAUAUAUGCAAUACCAAAGAAUAUAUUUUAAUCAAAGGGUAUUGUAUUUAGUUUUCAGGAAAGGUUAGGUCACAACUAGAAGUAUAAUGUAUAUACACAUGUUAAAGUAUUUUCUUGUUUAUAUUUGAUAUUUAUAUUAAUAAUAUUGAAUAAUGAUAUUAUGAAAAUAUAUUGAUAUAAGAAGAUAUAAGACGUUAAGAGAACAUUAUUAUGAUUUUAUUAUACAUUAUUUCAGAACUUUAUACAAAAAGUUACCAACAUGUUUAAUAAAAACUAUUCGCUGUAUAUCAGCAUGGUUCAAAUAAACUAUCCAAUUACAGACAUCUUGAACAUAUUUAAUGUUCAUUAACCACUGGACCUACAUGUUUAACAUAAACUAUCAACUGUACUGACAUGUUUAACAUAAACUAUCAACUGUACUGACAUGGUUAACAUAAACUAUCAUCUAUACUGACAGGUUUAGCAGACACUAUCCACAUGAUCGACAUGAUUAACAAACAUUAUGAACAUAUUAUUAUAAUAUUAAUUAUCCACUGUACCACAAACAUGUUUAAAGUGAACAAAGAUGGCCGACAAUACUGUUCGGUAUGUAUAGCCAAUUGUUACUAUAUCCACUUUUGGACAAGUUCACACCAAUCUGAUUAAAAUUAAUUCAGCUAUUAACAUUUUAGUCACAGGCACUUGAAGGGAUUAAAAGAAAACUUCUUACUACUGCUUGACUAUAUAUUAUAGUAUAAUACUAAUCCCUUCAAGUGCCUGUGGUUUAAGUAUCCGACAGAGCAAAACGUGUUUCAAUUUUUCAGUUACAACCUUAAUCCGGUUGAUUGGCUGGUGACGUCACAGAGACUACACAUAGUAUACAUUAUCUAUACAAUAUGUCCCUGUCUAUACACACAUACACAAAGAGCUUUGUAAGUGAAUUCACUUGUCUCUCAUUCCUUUGAUGAUUUAUGAUCAAUAAAAUAAGUUUAAAUUAAAAUUAAGGAAUAAACAUUCCGAAUAUGCAUAUUAAAUACCGUAAAGAAAUAACUAAAAUAAAACUCUCAAGCCAUAAUCUUAACAUCGAAAAGGGAAGAUAUAAUAAAAUUAAAAGAUGCGAUAGAAUUUGUACUAACUGUAAUUUAGAAGAUAUUGAAGAUGAAUAUCAUUUUAUUUUAAUCUGCCCAUUAUAUACGGAUUUAGGACUAAAUAAAUAAAUACUUUUUUUUUUACCAACCCCAGUAUUCAUAAGUUAAUUCAAUUAUUAAAUAUAGAUAAAACUAUUGAAUUCAUUAAUCUAGGGAAAUUUCUAUAUUUGGCAAACAAGCAACGUGCAUAGAAAAACGUUUGCUCUCCUAUAUUUCUAACAUAUGUUUAAAUAUCUAACCCAGAUUGAUAUGUGUGUAUAUAUAUGUUUGAUAUUGUUUUUGUACAUAUUGUAUUUAUUUAUUUUGUUUGUACUGUAUGGGGGGGGGGGGAUGGCUGAAUGGUUAGCGUGCGCGCGCUGUAUCAUAAAGUCUGUCAUUGAGUCGACUGGCGUGGUUUCGAAUCCCUGGUUGUACGUGACAAGGAGUAGGGUCGCCUGUCCAACCUCGUGGGUUUUCUCCGGGUCCUCCGGUUUCCUCUCACCGCUAAAGACCCCUACACGCUAAGCGAAUUAUUGAAAUAAAAUUAAACCAUAUGUUAGUCCCGAAAUGACCUAGUUUAUGUCGAGUGGACGUUAAACCACAUUUCACUCUCUCUUUCUUGUACUGUAUGUUAUACCUGAUGAGCCUUUGAUUUAAAGGAAUAAAGCACUUGAACUUAAAACACUGGCGUCUGAGGGCAUUUAGAGUGUUUUCGAUAAUUGGCAAAGUCGUUUUUAUGGGGGGGUCUCUGUUUGCGAUUUGAGUGAAGAUAGCUGAAUUAAUUUUAAUCAGAUUGGUGUGAACUUGCCGUAAAGUGGAUAUAGUAACCAUUGCUUAUACAUACCGAACAGUAUUGUCGUCCAAUGCACUUUAACAUAAACUAUCAACUAUGCUGACAGGUUUAACAGAAACUUUCGCCUGUAUUUACAUGGUUAACAUAAACUAACCAUUGUACCAACUGUUCAACUUAAACUAAUGCAUUGUACCGACAUAAUUAACCUAAACUAUCCAUAGUAUAUGAUUAUUUAUAACUAAAAUGACUUCUUUGAUUUAAUUUAAGAGUUAAAGUUUUGGUUUAUUUUGUGGAAUUGAUAUAUUUCUAUGUCAAAGUUACUUUAAAGUUCAAUUCAAAUAUGAAACUUAAAUUUGCUAAAGUGAAAAUUUAUGGUAUUUAACUUUAUAAUAAAUAAUACAUUGUAAUAUAUAACAUCUCAUAUUGUACUUAUUAUUCCUCGCCUUUCAGAGAAAACACAAUUAAAAUGUGUCCAUCUGAGGUUAGUCCGUCACACCUUUUGGAACACAAUAACACUAUGGAAGACCAAACAGCUCUUUAUUCAGUAUUCUUAAUUUGAAAAAAUUGUUGUUCAAGAUUUGUUUUUCGAUCUAUGUUUCUGAUGAAAUGUAAAUGUACUAUUUUGAUUUUCAACAGAAAUUUUAUCAUUAUAUUAAAAUACAAAUAAAUUAAACAAAAAUACAAUUUAUAAAUGUUAAUAUUUUAGUAUACAAAUGUCGAAAUCGACAACAUAAGAAAUAAGAAUUGAGGACUAUGAAUUAAAAACUAAGAAUUAAGAACUAUGAAUAAAGAGCUGUUUGGUCUUCCAUAUAACAUUGCUUUUAAAUGAGAUAGAAUGUUCAAACUUGGUGUACAUGUUCAUAAGGUGAUUGUCUUGAGUCUCUUGACUGAAUUUGAUGAGGGGUAUAAGAGAUAAACUAUUCGAUCUGUCUAGACUGCCCGUGCGUUUACCCUCACUCCCAGCCUCACCUUUCGACCUGCGAAAAACACAUCUCAAUACACAACGAACAUACAUAAAUGUUAAAUAAACAGCGGUGAUUGUACUUAACCCUCGGCCAAUGAACAGUUCGUUAUUUUUUUAAAUAUUUUAGUUUGGGGUUUUAUGAAAAGGGUCCAGGAGUUUUUGAGAUUGAGUUAUUACUCUUGUGGUGUCAAUCAUAACAUUAUGUAAGGCCCUCUUCUUGCCUCCGUUUAUGGAUGACAAAGCUCCUGGUGGAUGAAUAUUUUGUUGUCUGUCAACGUUAUGUUAUUUAUGUGUAUUACCAGAUUUCAUGUAUUGUACACAUUAUGUUUUUCUUAAUGGAGUCAUUCCAAUGCUAUGUAUAUGUAAAUAAGCAUACUUUUUACCCAAAAUAACCAUUCAUUUAAAUACUUACAUAUGCCCCUGAAAGGCUGACACAAUUUAAAUAUUUUCAAUAUUUAUGAUAUAUAAUGCAUCAUGCAUGCUAAGCCAGUUGUAUAUAGUAAAGCAUUAUUUCUUCAUUCAAAAUCAAUUUUUAUCCUUUAAUCAAUCUGUUGUAUGACAAAUUCUACUAUAUUUAAACGAUUUGUAAAGGAAUGUCUAUAAUAAAAUGUUAUUCCUAUUUAUUUUCACAAUUUGUACAAGUUGUUGAAUGUACACAAUAAAAGCAAUUUU
Patella vulgata (common limpet) is the source of this 5848-nucleotide messenger RNA. RefSeq names its product potassium voltage-gated channel subfamily KQT member 1. Gene Ontology annotation, biological process: transmembrane transport; potassium ion transport. The coding region runs from base 1 to 1311 and encodes 436 amino acids. The record is from RefSeq and is a predicted model, not a curated record. Gene Ontology annotation, cellular component: voltage-gated potassium channel complex; membrane. Gene Ontology annotation, molecular function: voltage-gated potassium channel activity. NCBI's taxonomy places the organism in Eukaryota, Metazoa, Mollusca, Gastropoda, Patellidae. The transcript is spliced from 11 exons.